ACACAGACUUCCGUGAAGUAUAUGACCCUGAACCAUUUCCUGCGUGUUGCAUUGAUAAGGGCGUUUAUCAAUUUCACGAAGAAACAAAAUCCUGAUUCCAAAUCGAUUUGGCUUAAUGCGUUGGAGCGGUAGAGAAGUGGCAAAUUAGUUUUGUUAUAUUCAAGCCAUGCGCAUUACAACCUGUGAAAUGCACACAUGCGGGGAGCCACUAAGAAUAGUAGAAACUGGACUUCCAGAUAUCAAUGGGAAUACUAUCGUGGAUAAAGUCGCUUUCAUACGUGAAAACUGUGAUGACAUCAGAAAAUUUCUGAUGCACGAGCCUCGUGGACAUCAUGAUAUGUUUGGGACAUUAAGAGUUGAGCCUGACUUACCGAGUGCAGACGCAGCAUUUGUAUUUAUGAACAAUGAAGGGUAUACUACAAUGUGCGGGCAUGCCAUCAUCGCCCUGGGAAGAUACUGUGUUGAUAAUGGUAUAGUGGAGGCAGAAGAACCGGAAACUUUGGUCAAUAUUCAAUGUCCGUGCGGGCUUAUUCCAACCUAUGUUUCAUCCAAUAAAGAACGAUCUGGUAGAGUGCGGUUUCACAGUGUUCCAUCAUUUGUUUUGCAAAUGGAUGUCAGCGUCCGUGUACCAAAGAUUGGUGUUAUUACUGUAGACAUAUCUUAUGGAGGAGCAUUCUACGCAUUCGUAUCCACCGAUGCACUCGGUUUGACGAGCAAAGCUGUUGAUGCAUUGAGAGCAGUAGAAGUUGGACAAGCUGUAACAAAUGCCAUUAAAAAACUGAUAAAGAUAGAACAUCCAGAAAAUGAAGACCUUGGAUUCUUAGCUGGCACAAUAAUAGUCGAUAGAACGGGACUUGAUACAAAAAAUUUACUUCGACAAAUGGCAGUGUUCGCCGAUCAUGAGUUGGAUAGAAGCCCAUGUGGCUCAGGAACAGCAGCUCACAUUGCUCUGCUACAUGCGAAGGGUCUGCUAGGUGUUAAUUGUGAAAAAACAUUUCAGAGUAUUGUCAAUGAUUCAAAAUUUGUUGGCAGAGUUAUCAGAAAAGCCACAUGCGGUCUCUUUGACGCUGUAAUAGCAGAAGUGGGUGGAAAUGCAUACUACACUGGUAGAAGCUUAUUUACGUCAGAAGAUGAAGACCCCUUAAUGACUGGGUUUACUUCCAGACCCCGGAUGACUGCACACACAAUUGAAACAUAGGAGCAAUUUGUUAGAAAUUCAGAUUAUUUGAAAGCAGCAACAACACACGAAAUAAACAAAAUCCAAAAAAAUAGUGCUCUGAAACUGACACUGCUGACCUCAUCAAAGUUGCAAUACAGUUUUGAACAAAUAUAAAGGCAUCACCACAAGUAUGUGUUCAUUUCACGCUAUAGUAGUAAUGGCUAUUCUUACAUAUAUAUAUGUGAGUACCUGCAAAUUUUUCUUUUUUCAAAUGUCUAGCAGCCUUUCAGUUGAGCUGCUCAAAUUUAUUGAAUCCGGUAUUGAGGUUGAAAACACGUGACACUGUGGCAAACUUUUGGCCUGUAAAGAAGUUGAAUAAAUUUAUAAAAAUCACGCCAUGACGACAAAAAAUGGCUGUAGCGAGUUGGUAAAAUAAAGUGAAAAAAAAAAACGAAAACACAAAAACCCAUUGUUAUUUAUCGUAAUGUUCUUAAAUGAAUUAAAAUUACUUUAUUUAAUGACUCAAAUGUAUUUGUUGCUUUGUAUUUAAAAUAUAUUCAGUAGUUUUCUUAUUGUUAAUGUUACUUACUCGAAUAAAUCAUCGCUGGUUCAUCAA
Messenger RNA from Styela clava, 1775 nucleotides. RefSeq names its product trans-L-3-hydroxyproline dehydratase-like. The record is from RefSeq and is a predicted model, not a curated record. Gene Ontology annotation, molecular function: hydro-lyase activity. Lineage: Eukaryota; Metazoa; Chordata; Ascidiacea; Stolidobranchia; Styelidae.